Molecule: messenger RNA, 4078 nt
Organism: Larimichthys crocea (large yellow croaker)
Lineage: Eukaryota; Metazoa; Chordata; Actinopteri; Sciaenidae
Gene: plod1a
Product: procollagen-lysine, 2-oxoglutarate 5-dioxygenase 1a
Exons: 19
Coding region: 172-2358 (728 amino acids)
Biological process (GO): peptidyl-lysine hydroxylation
Cellular component (GO): endoplasmic reticulum
Molecular function (GO): procollagen-lysine 5-dioxygenase activity; iron ion binding; L-ascorbic acid binding
Source: RefSeq, a predicted model, not a curated record
GGGAGAGAGAGAGAGGGGGGGGUGGGGUAAAGGGGGCAGCAGGCGGUGCUGGUGGAGUUAUAACAGUCCUGCGAAGUUCGCCUCCUCCGCUCGGACGGAGUCUGCUCGAGAAAGUGUACCGUCUUUUUUUGUUUUUGCACCGGGACUCGUGACAGAAACCUUGCAAAAAAAAUGAGACUUUUGUGUUUCCUUUUGUUCGCCUGCGUGUUUUCCCCGCUGACACGCUGCGAGGAGAAGCGAAUCCCUGAAGAGAAACUACUAGUUGUGACAGUUGCAACAAAAGAGACCGAUGGCUUCAGGCGUUUCUUGAGGUCGGCGAAGCACUUUAACUAUACAGUCAAGGUUCUUGGUCGGGGUGAGACAUGGAAGGGAGGAGACUACAUGGGACCUCCAGGAGGAGGUCAGAAAGUACGACUCCUAAAAGAAGCUCUGGAGGAGAUGAAGAAGAAGGACAAAAUCAUCCUUUUUAUUGACAGCUACGAUGUGGUUUUUGCCUCGGGUCCUAAAGAGCUGUUGAAGAAGUUCCAGCAGGCCAGACACAAGGUAGUGUUCUCCUCAGAGAGCCUGAUCUGGCCCGACAGACACCUGGAGGACAAACACCCCCAUGUCAGGGAGGGCAACAGGUUCCUGGGCUCAGGGGGUUUCAUUGGCUACGUUCCCAACAUCAAAGAAAUGGUUGCUGACUGGAAAGGAGAAGAUAGUGACAGUGACCAGCUGUUCUUCACCAAGACUUACAUUGAUUCAGCAAAAAGAAAAUCCAUAAAUAUCACACUGGACAGCAAAUGCAGAUUGUUCCAGAAUCUUCACGGAGCCCUCGAUGAGGUGGUGCUGAAGUUUGAGGAUGGACGGGUACGAGCCAGAAAUUUGCUGUAUGAUACCCUUCCUGUCAUGAUCCAUGGGAACGGACCCACCAAGCUCCAGAUCAACUACCUGGGCAACUACAUCCCCAACACCUGGACGUUUGAGACUGGAUGCACAGUGUGUCAUGAGGACCUCCGCCCUCUCACAGCUCUUAAGGAGAGUGAAUACCCACUGGUGGUGAUUGGCAUCUUUAUUCAGCAGCCCACCCCCUUUGUCACAGUGUUCUUUGAGCGUCUGCUGAAGCUCCAGUACCCCAAGAACAGACUCAAACUGUUCAUUUCCAACCAGGAAACUAAUCACGAGCGUCAGGUGAGCUCCUUCUUGCAGGAUCAUGGAAAACUUUACCAGGACGUCAAGUCCAUCGGGCCUGAAAAGGAGUUGGAUGGAACUGAGUCCCGUAACCUCGGCUUUGACAUGUGCCGUAAGGACAAGGACUGUGACUACUUCUUCAGCGUGGACGUUGAAGUGGUCUUGAAGAACGAGGACACGCUCAAAGUUCUCGUCGAACAAAACCUUCCUGUCGUGGCACCGAUGAUAACUCGAGCUGGUCGACUGUGGAGCAACUUCUGGGGGGCCCUCAGCGCAGAUGGCUAUUACUCCAGGUCUGAGGACUACGUGGACAUAGUUCAAGGUCGCAGAGUCGGUGUGUGGAACGUCCCGUACGUGUCCAGUGUGUACCUGGUGGAGGCUGGCCUCCUUCGAACAGAGCUCACAGACUUCAACCUCUUUAACUCACACAUCUUAGACCCUGACAUGGCGUUCUGCCACAACAUCCGCAGCGAGGGAAUCUUCAUGUAUGUAACCAACAUGCACACCUUUGGUCGCAUCCUGUCAACAGAGAACUAUAAGAUGGGCCAUCUUCAUAAUGAUCUGUGGCAGAUCUUUGAAAACCCAGUGGACUGGCAGGAGCGCUACAUUCACGAGAACUACACUCUCAUCAUGAAGAACCAGAUGGUUGAAACUCCGUGCCCUGACGUGUACUGGUUCCCAAUUUUCUCAGAUGUUGCUUGUGACCACCUUGUUGAAGAAAUGGAACACUUUGGAAAGUGGUCAGGAGGAGGCAAUACGGACACCAGAAUCCAAGGCGGCUAUGAGAACGUUCCCACAAUCGACAUCCACAUGAAUCAAAUCAACUUUGAAAAGGAAUGGCACAAAUUCCUGCUGGAGUUUAUAGCACCAAUAACAGAGAAAAUGUUUCCUGGUUACUACACCAAGGCUCAAUUUGACUUGGCCUUUGUAGUUAGAUAUAAGCCAGAUGAGCAGCCCUCUUUGAGACCACACCAUGACGCCUCCACUUUCACUAUAAACGUUGCACUCAAUCAAGUGGGCCUGGAUUACCAGGGUGGUGGAUGCCGGUUCCUCCGCUAUGACUGCUCUGUCGAGGCUCCUCGUAAAGGCUGGGCCCUCAUGCACCCGGGCCGACUCACCCACUACCACGAAGGCCUGCCGACCACUGCCGGCGUCAGGUACAUCGCAGUGUCCUUUGUGGAUCCCUGAGCACCUGAAGACGACCCACAUCACCGGCUAGUCCAGACCAAACACGACACAUACAGGGCCACAUGCUUCAGCAUCGCAGCUGCUCUUUAACUUCGGAGUCAGGGUGGUGAACUUUUCUCUUUAUCGGUUCAUUGGCUUGUUUUGAUGUCCAAAAUGAUAUCGUCAUUGUCUCAUUUACACAGCUGUGUUGUUACUUAACUCAAGCUUUCAGCACUAGCAGAUCAGUGCUCCAGGCAACAUAAAGACACAGAUGUAUGGCAGGAGAAGGACAUGCACAUAUGUUAUCAGAGGAGAACUGGGUCAAAAGUAACAAAACUAAUUUGGAGUAGUCAGUACUGGAUUAUCAACCAGACCUGUAGUGACCCCAGACCUGUAUUUUACCUGUACCUGUUAGUCUAUCAUCAUUUAACAUGUGCUAACCGGUUUGGGAAUGUGCACCACUUCAUCACAAUAUCAGCUGGAAUGAUGAGGGCCUUCUUCUUCUGAUUGUUACACAAUGUGAAGGCACUUCCUAUGUUGAAAUGUAUCAGACCUUUAUUAUUUCAGGUGAUACCGUAUGUGUUCAUGUGGUACAGCCCUCAACACGUUUGUUUGUGUCAAAACAUCACACUGUUAUCACACGAGUUUCAUAAAAGGCCAAGUUGAGUGGAAGAACAGGCCCAUAGUGCACUUCUAUCCUUUGUGAGGGAAUCCAGUAAGUGUGUAAGUUAAAAGGUUAAUUCCACUGAUUUUACACAUUAGAGUAAUUACUGCAUUGUGUGUGUCACUCUUCCCAGCGAUCACUAUCUAAUAAAUGUUGAAACAAAUCUUCAAAAGAAAAGAAAAUAGCCAACCUACAACCUGCACAGGGGCAAAUGUUAACAGGUCAUUUGUCUUUCUGUCCUUAUUCUCUGGGGUAAUGGUUGUUACUUUAGUCCCAGUUCUAAACUUCUAAAACUUCUGGAACAAUGUUGACCUUGUAGCAUGUAGCCCUCCUGAUGUAAACAUGUUGCAAUUGCAUUAUGGGAAGUGUAUGAUCCAGUGUUUUAGGAGCUAAAUUUACAAAAUAUUUCGUACAUGAUGUCGUCUGUUGCUUCAGGUUUAUAUUAGCAGCUGCGCCAGGGCCUCUAGUCUCACUCUGUAUCAGCUGAUAAGUGCUAAUUUCAUUGAAAAUGUGUUCAUUAAUAUGCACAAUUAAAGCUUGCUUUGAUUUGACUUGAUUAAAAUAAUGAACUGAACUGGCAGAAAUCAAACCUACAGUCUGAAAGGAAAUGAUGAUCAUAUUGUCGUGCAGCUGUGGCUCAGUGUGUGGCUCCUGUUUGCUCUGGCAGUGUGUGUUGUGGAUCAUUCAUCCAGUUGUCCUGUUGUGCCUUGAGCUGGACUUCUCUCAGGAAGUCACCAGAGUUCAGCUAAGAUCCUUUUUUUUUUUUAAAUGUUUGUGAAAAACUUUAUUGUUCUGUUUUUAUCUGUAUCCAAAGCAAAUAUUUUCUACUUCCAUCUUGAACUGAGACACUCCAAAGCCUGUUACGCCUCUCUUAUUUAUUUUUUGUAGAUUUAUCAGACAAACUCACUCACUGAUUUUCUUUUUCAUUUGCAAUAUAACUGCUUCAUGAGGGAUUUCAUAUUGGUAUCAGAGCUGAUUUAUCUUCUGCAUUCAUCGAUGUCAGUCAGUGUAGCACACUCAUACAUAUGUCAUUUCUAACUGUUAGAAGCCACAACUUGAAUAAACCAGUGAACCCAU